Vigna unguiculata (cowpea) is the source of this 630-nucleotide messenger RNA. The record is from RefSeq and is a predicted model, not a curated record. Lineage: Eukaryota; Viridiplantae; Streptophyta; Magnoliopsida; Fabales; Fabaceae.
AUGGCUAGAGAAAGGCCGGAAUGGAUCCCUAACGAUGUGUGGACCAGACUGCUAGAACAUUGGAAUUCUCCAAGCUAUCGUAGCCAAUGUAUUGCAACAAAAAAGAAUAGGGCCUUUGAAAUGAGUGGGGCCCUACACAUAGGUGGAUCCAUUACCACACACGAGCAUGCACUUCGUAUGCCACGUGAGUUGGGACGACAUGUGUUCCUUGAUGAAGUAUUUCAGCAAACACAUAUUUGGAAGGGUACUAGCGAGUAUAUGGAUGAGAGGUCUAGGAAGACAAAUGAAGAAUUUCGGAUUAGGCUUUCCCAAGUCAGAUCUAAGGUAUCCUCAUAUGGUGCUGAUGGAACACAGGAGCAAUCCUCUACUGAUCCCACACAAGACGAGAAUAUCAGGACUAGGUGUUGGAUUGAGAUGGUUGAAGGAAAAAAGAAAGGAAGACUUUAUGAGGAUGGCCAACUUGUAUCAAAAUAUACGGGUUCAAAUGAAAGCCUAAACCAACUACCAGCUUCUUCCUCUUCUAAUAUUAGGCAACAACUUUCACGAAGCCUAGAGGAAAAUGAGCAAUUGAGGUAUAAGUUUCGAUCCUUUCAAUCACUAGUCCUGCAAUAUCUCCCUCCUGAUGCUUAA